CGGUAUCCCCAACACUAUUAAUCAGACGAAUCCUAUUCGUCUGAUUGGCCACUUGACGCGCCCCAUGACUCUGAUUUUACCUUUAAGUUUUAACAGUGACAGAUGGCUUUCUCGUUCUUCCCAAAUCUUGUGCCUCGAAAUGCCAGUCCUUCGUGGUUUCAAGCAGAUAAGCCAAUUGAUGAAGAAAAUGAAUUGACCCAGUUGGAACAGGAACACCAGAUGUGGCUUAACUCAGUAGCUACCAAGAACAGUGAUAUUUUGCCUAUUGGAAAGACUUCAUCAGAGCCUGUAGAAGAAGAAGAAGAUGAAGAAGAUGAGGAGGAACAUGAAGAUGAUGACAGUGAAAGUCGUGAAGCAGAAGACAGUGAUAUAGACUCCUUUACUGCCAAUGGACCAAAUUUUAAUCGUGACCUUGGUGAAGGUCCACCUAGGCUUGCUAACCUUACUAUGGAUCUAAGUGAAUAAAAAGUCAAGUAAAAUGCUUUAGAGCUGCACAUUAGAUAAAGUUAAAUGGUCACUAGCAAGCUAGCUGUCCAAAUUAUUUCAAUCAAUUAAAGAAUGUGAAACUGUUUCAAAGUUGAGUUUUUUUAAAUGCUGUCACUGUUUAAGUAAAACGAUGCAACUUCAGUGGAAGGAGAUAUGUAAAAUUAUAUCUUUAAGCUUCUUUGAAACUUAAGUAACAAUAAUGAAUCAUAAUAACCAUUA
Daphnia magna is the source of this 705-nucleotide messenger RNA. Its product is annotated as anaphase-promoting complex subunit 15B. NCBI's taxonomy places the organism in Eukaryota, Metazoa, Arthropoda, Branchiopoda, Diplostraca, Daphniidae. Gene Ontology annotation, cellular component: anaphase-promoting complex. The transcript is spliced from 4 exons. The record is from RefSeq and is a predicted model, not a curated record. The coding region runs from base 103 to 465 and encodes 120 amino acids. Gene Ontology annotation, biological process: regulation of mitotic cell cycle spindle assembly checkpoint.